AUGGCACACACGCGCCCGCCGCCGCUCCACUUGUCGCACGCGCCCGCCGUCUCGUCCCGCCUCGCGCCGCCUCCGUCCUCGUCGUCGCCGCUCGGCCCGACUCAGCACCCGUCGAGCGACUCGCAGCUCCCGUCCAGCCCGACCACGAGCUCGUUCUACCGCCCCUCGUCCCUCUCGCGCCCGCCGCCAGGCCGCGCCUACAAGUCCACCUCGUCCGCCCGCCGCUCCCUCGGCGGCGGCAUCGGCGCACACGGCCCCACCUCGUCCCCUUCCGGCCCGAGCGCCUCGCUCCGCGCAGCGCAGGAGAACGCACGCCGAGCACGCGCCCGGCCUCGCGCCCUCGAGGUCGGCGAGGGCGCUCCGGACGGCCCAGGAGGGUGGGGCGCCGACGGCGAGUGGGAGGAGUGGGACGCCGACGAGCUCGCGAGGCUCGACGCAGAGGUACGCAAGGAGCGCAGGAGGUGGGAGUGGGACAUGCGCGAGCGCGAGGAGCGUGCGAGGGACGAGGGCAGGCUCGUCGACCUCGACCUCGAGGACCCGUCGGCCGAGGACGACGAGAUGCGCGGCGAGGAACCACCCGACGACCUCCUGUUCGACGACGAGCUCCUCCCGUCGCCCGCGCUGUACCCGCCCCAGUCACGCCGCCUUCCCUCCCUCACCUCUGCCCCAGCCUCGUCCGCCUCCUCCGCCGCCGACUACCUCUCCGAUCCCGACCUCGACCUCGACCCCGACCCCGACCCCGACCCAGACCUCGACAUGGACCUCGGCGGCGCCCUCCCGCCGACAGACGACCUCCCCGCCAUCUCCGCCGCGCUCCUCGCCGCGCCGUGCCCCGCCUGCGCCGCCACGCCCACCUCGCCGACCCCGACUGCGCCGCUCACCCUCGACGAGACGCACGGCCUCGCGUGCAAGGCGUGCGGGUGGAGCAUCCCGGUCGAGGUGCUCGAGCCGCUCGCGGGCGCGUUCAUGUCGCACGGAUCGGCAGCGGCAGGCCACGCGCCCAUCUUGAGCUGGACGCGCUUCACGGGCACCAUCGUCUUCUGCGCCGAGCGUGGGUGCGACGAGCAGUUUGCGGCCUGA
Rhodotorula graminis WP1 is the source of this 1080-nucleotide messenger RNA. RefSeq lists its product as uncharacterized. The record is from RefSeq and is a predicted model, not a curated record. NCBI's taxonomy places the organism in Eukaryota, Fungi, Basidiomycota, Microbotryomycetes, Sporidiobolales, Sporidiobolaceae. The transcript is spliced from 3 exons. Bases 1 to 1080 code for a protein of 359 amino acids.